Messenger RNA from Aspergillus eucalypticola CBS 122712, 939 nucleotides. RefSeq lists its product as uncharacterized. The transcript has 4 exons. The coding region runs from base 217 to 939 and encodes 240 amino acids. The record is from RefSeq and is a predicted model, not a curated record. Lineage: Eukaryota; Fungi; Ascomycota; Eurotiomycetes; Eurotiales; Aspergillaceae.
AAACAAACAAGAAAAAUUCCCAACUAACCCACCACACAUCCAGACAAACCAACCACAUUACUACUACCCCAAUCUGCACACUUCAUUGCAACUGCAGCCCAUCCAAACUAAACCAAGCCCUGACCUAUCACAAUCCCCCAAACACCUCACCAUCAUCCACCAGCAACCCAGCACCACCACUUCAUACAAAAGACAAACCCAGGAAAAAGAAAUAAAAUGUCCAAACGCUCACGAAGCACAUCCCCAUCCCUAUCGCCUUCACCUUCACCAUCACCACAACAUUCCUCACCCACCCGUCCCAAAAUCCCCUCCUUAGAUCCCACAGCCACACCCCCCAACCAAGAAGUCAUGCACUGCUCCCUACCGCCCCAUCGGGAAACCAUCUCGUUUACGUCCUACGAAGACUACGAGGUGCAUUACCGUCAGGCACACGUGAAUCGGUGUUCGCAGUGUGGGAAGAAUUUCCCGACGGAGAGGUUUCUGAAUCUUCAUAUUGAAGAGAAUCAUGAUGCGUUGGUAGCGACGAGGAGGGAGAGGGGGGAGAAGACUUAUGCAUGCUUCGUCGAAGGCUGCGAACGCGUAUGCUCUACGCCUCAGAAACGCAGAAUGCAUUUGAUUGAUAGGCAUGAGUUUCUUAAGACAUACAACUUCUACAUCGUAAACGACGGUAUCGACAAGCAGACCUCUCUACUGAGGACACCGCAUGACCAUCGUCGGCGGUUAUCAUCAGCUGCUACGGGUCCUACUUCGCCGAAGGAAGGGCGGUUACGGUAUCGUCAGACUUCCAUAUCCCAGGCUGAUUCUGGUGCGAGUGCUGCUGCUCCUGCUGCUCAUGCUCCGGCUGGUGAUGAGGGGAUGGCGGAGCUGGAGAGGUCCAUGUCUGCGUUGCGGUUUGUUCCGGCUAGUGUGGUGAGGAGUCGGGGGAAGCAGAAGUCUUGA